Cryphonectria parasitica EP155 is the source of this 1014-nucleotide messenger RNA. RefSeq lists its product as uncharacterized. Gene Ontology annotation, biological process: small GTPase-mediated signal transduction. NCBI's taxonomy places the organism in Eukaryota, Fungi, Ascomycota, Sordariomycetes, Diaporthales, Cryphonectriaceae. The transcript is spliced from 3 exons. The record is from RefSeq and is a predicted model, not a curated record. Gene Ontology annotation, molecular function: GTPase activity; GTP binding. The annotation marks the transcript as partial.
CUACCAGAAUCCAAAAGAUUUAUGAUGACCACGUGUGUGCUCACCAAAUACCAGACUCCAGCAACUAUCGACGCCCAACACCCUGCCAAAAGAAUCAAAGGUGCCUUUGCCAGUGCUGCGAACCGCCUCUCGAUGAUGGCCCCGCCCAUUAGCCACACCGAGGACGGCCGCCAGAGCCGUCUCGGCCGUCUCAGCUCCGCUGCUACCAAGCGCUUCAGCAUGCCUGCAGGCAGUGCUCUGAACCCCUGGCACGACUUGCCACGUGGAAACACUGCAACACGGGUCAAGCUUUGCGUCGUUGGUAAUACUGGUUGCGGCAAGACCGAGUUGAUCCAGUAUGAGCCACCCCAAUUAAAGCCAGACCCCUUUUCACCCUGGAGAGUUCUGUAACUGAUGCGUGCUUAUUAGGCGCUUCGCCACAGGUACUUUCAAGAUGGUAGGUUAUAUUAGUCCAGGAUGUAUUGCCCAGCAUGAGUUCUUCUCUGUGGUGAAGAAGCAGCAACAUAGUGACUGACACGGCUUACCGUCCAGGGCAAGGCCAGCACUGCCAAGGAGAUGACAGACGGCUACUCUGUCGAGACAAUCAACCACACUGUCGACAACCAGGAGACCGUCCUGGAGGCCUGGGACGUCUCCUCGCAGUGCGACACGAGGUGCGCGUUCGAGAACUCGGUCCGGCCCCUGCUCAUGACUUUUUUCGAUGCCGUCGUCAUCUGCUUUGAUAUUGGUGAUGAAACCACCCUGGAGGCUGUGAUGCAAAAGUGGAGGAAUGAUGCCGAGCGAUACUGCCCUUCGGCGCCUGUCAUCCUGGUGGGCCUCAAGUGUGACCUGCGCCGCGACUAUCCGACACUCAAAUUGAACUUUCUCAAUGAGCCCACUGCCACCGCCCGUGGUCAGCAGGCUGCCGUGCAGAUGGGCGCUGUCGCGUACUUUGAAUGCUCUGCGCGCACAGGCGAGGGUGUGGCCGACUUCUUUGAGUCUGUGAUCCGCAUGGUUCUCCUGCGGCGCCGCCGA